Linum trigynum is the source of this 3784-nucleotide messenger RNA. NCBI's taxonomy places the organism in Eukaryota, Viridiplantae, Streptophyta, Magnoliopsida, Malpighiales, Linaceae. The record is from the annotation of a GenBank genome assembly.
UAGAAUUUGGAAAUUAGAAUAUUUACUUGAUUUCAUUUAUGCUUUGCAUGCAAACCACUUCUCUACACUUUGACCGCUAGUUAAUAGAUAAUUCACUGAGUAGUCCGUAUCUAGGACUCGAGCUGAUAAGUAAAAUUAAACCCACUAUACUGCAUUCAUGAGUUACGAUCACAGUCAGUGGCGGAGGGAGGUAAGGAGGAGAGGGGUCCUAGGACCCCACUUGGCAAACAAUUGGGCAACAAAACCCUUUAAAUGUAUAGGUUUUAGUACGAUAAUUUAAGUUUAGGACCCCAUAGUCUCAACGAUGUUAGCUCAUCAAGAACCCCGGUUAACUCAAAAUUCACUACGUACACAAGCAUUAGUGUUAGUAAAUUUUUAAGGAUCCCAGUAAACUCGAUGUCUGGCUACACCACUGAUCACACACUUAGGAUGUUGGUAUUUGCGAAUUGCGAGUCAAUAUGCUUGAAAUCCAGCCCCGAGGGAUCAUACCCUGAAGUAUAGGUACCUAUAUCACCGGUGAAAGGUAUAAUAUAAUUGACGGUCGACCGGGUGCAUGCGACACCCCAAAAAGAUGGUCGAAUAUGGAACAAUAAUAACCCAAACAAAUAACCUCAAUAUAAUCUCUAGACGACUCUAUGCCAUCUUUUGGCUUUAUGUUUUUAUUCCAUACAAUCAAAUUACUUCCCUUUCGGCAACGCUAUUUGCUGGACGGAGAAGCUAAUGAUGAUCAGAUGCCGUAAUGUACAUAUUUAUAGCGGCAGAGGCCCCUAACCGAAAAAGAAAUAACAAAGGGAAAGCAUGCAGUUCAUAAUCAGUAGUAAUAUGGAUCUGCGGAAGGCUGUAAUGGCCGUGGUGGUGGUAGUGGCUGGUUACCUAACUGUCGCCGUCGCGCAGCCUGCCCGGCGUUACUGCUCCAGUGUUGUUCCGGAAGAUCCGGUGGCGUACUCUUCCAAUGCGGAGAAGGUGAUGAACAUUUUGGUUACAAGAGCGCCUCCACACCCGGCACAUAUGUUCAAGUCCUGGUAUCCGUACAGAAAAGUAGGUUCUGUUGCCGGUGCCGCCAUUUGUUACCACAACGACGUCGGCAAAUGCAGUGCUUGUCUGAAUAGUCUCAAAGCCUCGCUGGACGGCUGCAAGAUGUCCACCACCGGCGGGUCCUUUAGCGGUGGCUGCAAUAUGCAGUUCUGGAAGAUCGUUGAUUGAAUUGCGCUCUUGCGAACGACUGAUCCAUCCAUCAGCUCGAAAAGUUCAUGUUAGAACGGAUUGGGAAAAAUCGGCAAUGUAAAAAGUUCAUGUAGACAGAUUUACAUGGUUCACUAAAAUAAUAUGUGUUGGCCAGUUCAUUGACAGGAGAGAGACAGAAAACCAUUUCAUUAUACUUGAGCAUAUACAAAUUACAGCAAAACUCGCAUAAUUUCCAAUCGAUAGUAGAUAAUUCGAUUCAAGUCAUAUCAACUGGUAGCUGGAGUUACUGUCUGGAUUGACAAUCUUACGUUACGCACCAUUCCAUGGAUUGGGGUGACUUAAAGCCCAAGUUAAAUAUCCUCUAGUCAGUUUGAUCCAGGGCUUCAUAUUUGUUUUCUGAACUUUACUGUCAUGGAAAAAAUACGAUCCCAGAGGAGUUUGGAAUUAUCUAUGGACUGCCCGGUAGAACGUACGGGCUCAGUAGAAUGUGACUUCGUGACCAGUACUCCUACGAGAGCGCUAAACAUCCCCUUAGUAUUACUGGAAGUUCAAAUGGUCGACUGGAUGGUCAAGGGGAGUCCUCGUGGCAAAUGGAAGCUCAACAGAUUUCUCGUUUUAUCAAGCGGUUUUAUUAUAAUUAAUAAUUUUUUUUAUCUUCUCUUUUAUUUUAUUUUUAAAAAAGAUUUUUCACCUCUUUCUUGAAACAUUCCGAACCUUUUUUCCAACCAAGAUAUUAUCCACUUUGGACAUAGAUCUUUAUGGUUUUUAAUUUACUUGGUAUGCAUAUCAAGUUGACUGCUAAUAAGGUCACCCAUUCUUGCAGUCUGCAGCAAGCACGUUUAACUUUUGAAUUCUCACAAAAGAACUUCAUUUCACACCAAAGAACGCAUCUUGUCGUUUACGAUUAAUUUCUUACUUAUAAACCAUGGAUCUCUCACGUGAUUUAUCAAUGUGUGAUUCGCUCAAAGUGUUACAUACCCCCCCCCCCCCCUCUUAAGACUCAACGUCCUCGUUGAAGUUUGGCCCACCAUCACACCAUCAUUCAAGAGGGGCACAUAGAGGUUUUGAUUCCACUUGUAACAUCUCGAACCUUUUUUACAUAAAGAUAUUGUCCACUUUAGACAGAGACCCUCACGAUUUUUUACUUGGGAUGCAUAUCAAGGUGACUUAUCAUAAGGUCACUCAUCUUUGCAAUGCUCGACAACAUUCUGUUAGAAUCCUGAGGUUCUCAAUUGUGAAACACAUGAUCACAUGAUCAUGUGCAAAUUUCAACCCUUCUAAGUUGCUUUCAUUUUUGUUUUCUGGCGUGGAAAAUCUGGUGUUUGAACACAAUGAAUGCACCUUUGACUUCUUGAACAACGAUAAUUACACGGUUCACUCCUCUCCGAACAAUGUUCGAACGAGGGUGUUUGAUGUUUUUGAUGGUUUUUUUGGGAACAAGCUAAGUUACGUUACUCUACUCCUAUGGACGUUCAAUGAGAGCUCCGAAAAACUAAAAGGUAAGUUGCAGAGAAAAGAUAAAUUUUGACAUUGUGCGUCAAAUGUUUGGUUGUGGAACCUUGCUUCGUCUUCGUUUCCCCUAUUUAUAGCCAUCACUCAUAACUGUCUCUAGGUAACCGCUGCUCUGCUUGGUGCUUGGCAUAGCUUGCUUGAUCCCUUGACUGUCUUGCGUGCUUGCCACUUGAUACCUUGCACCUUGAUGACUUCACUUGAUAGCUAGCCCCUUUGUGCCAUAGAGGUGUCUUGCUUGGCGAGUAAGGGCUUCACGCUUGGUGGUACUCAUGCUAAGCACACUGACAUGACGUCAUGCUUGAUAUUUUGAUGCUUGGGGGUUGAUGGAUGCACACUGACCCCCUUGGGGUGCCAUCAUGCUUGCAGGAUCGUGACAAGGUGGUCUACCAUGUGAUGAUAUACAUGGCUGACACUUAGAAAUUUAAUGACCUUGUAUACUAUGUACCAUGCAUAACUACCCAUGAGGCAUAACAUGUCUGCUACUUGUGAUGAUAUCCUUGCACGACACCCAUGGCUUGACCCACUUUGCAUGACAUCAUGCUUGACAUAAUGCUUGAAUUGGGUGACUGACGUUGAAGGUACGCUUGGCGCUUGACCUCUCUUGCAUUACGGCAGAAUCAAAGUGAGUUCUGCUCCAAGUAUUGGAUCUCUUGUCUCCCCCCUUGCUGUUGGGUCUACAUACUUAACCAAUUUUCAUGUGUCCCCCCUGUUGCCAUGGAAUUUCAUACUUAGCCAAAUUUAACCAUUGACUCAAGACUUAGCCAGAUUUCAUGUAUGGAUACCAGAGCAAAUUUCAUACCACGAGGGUGGAGGCAUUGUCCGGCUAUGGCCGCGGGCAACCGCUAGGCCAGGGAUAGGGGGCUUGGCCACUUAGGCCCAAAAACCUAAUAAGACCCAGCUAGCUCAUUUAAUGAUUAAUGUUGAGCUGGGCUUAUAAAUCCAUGAAAUCCCUUAUAAUUAAUCGAUGUGGUAUGAGAUUUAUUUUUAGGUGUAAACAAUUUGAAAUCCAUUAUUAAACUUUUUACAACAAUUUGUGUUAUUUAAACCAUCUGGGUCUUACUAGAAUUAAUUAAUUUACAUUUUAACA